Spodoptera frugiperda (fall armyworm) is the source of this 9905-nucleotide messenger RNA. It is a transcript of the gene AGO1, whose product is annotated as protein argonaute-2. Gene Ontology annotation, molecular function: RNA binding; protein binding. The record is from RefSeq and is a predicted model, not a curated record. The coding region runs from base 180 to 2966 and encodes 928 amino acids. NCBI's taxonomy places the organism in Eukaryota, Metazoa, Arthropoda, Insecta, Lepidoptera, Noctuidae. The transcript is spliced from 15 exons.
ACCACACUAUCACACUACGUCAUAAAAAGCAUUAGAUUAGGGCGACGAAUUAGAAAAUACUUUGACACUUUCUAUAAUUUAUAAUUAUUAUUCGAUUUUUCACGUUGUUGCUAUUAAAUACACAAAAAUUUGUGUCUGUUUUAAGUUUUAAGCUUUGUUGAUAUAAAACUUUUAUCAAGAUGUACCCCGUUGGUCAAGCUCCAGCGGGGGACACGAAUGCUGGUGCAGUGAGUGUAGCGGGGGCAGUGACCGCGGCUGCGAGCACGACUGGUGCUGCGCCCGGAGUCCCCAGCACUGCCCCCGCCACCGGAGCAACCGCUCCUGGUGCUGCUGGGGGUGCUGGCGCCAUGAGCCUCGUGUCACCUGCUGCACCGCUAGCGGAUUUACCAACACUCACAUGCCCGCGCCGCCCCAACCUCGGCCAUGAAGGAAGACCCAUAAUGCUGCGAGCUAAUCAUUUCCAAAUAUCAAUGCCAAGAGGAUUUGUUCAUCAUUAUGAUGUAAACAUACAGCCAGAUAAAUGUCCUAGAAAGGUGAAUAGAGAAAUUGUUGAAACCAUGGUUCAUUGUUACAAUAAAAUAUUUGGCGCACUAAAACCUGUAUUUGAUGGUAGAAAUAAUUUGUAUACAAGAGAUCCUUUACCGAUUGGUAAUGAUAAGGUUGAAUUGGAGGUUAUAUUACCUGGAGAGGGUAAGGACCGAGUGUUUCGUGUCAGCAUCAAAUGGGUUGCACAGGUCUCAUUGUUUGCUUUAGAAGAGGCUCUUGAAGGUAGAACCAGGCAGAUACCAUAUGAUGCCAUCUUAGCUUUAGAUGUUGUGAUGAGGCAUCUUCCUUCCAUGAUGUACACCCCUGUGGGACGUUCAUUUUUCUCUUCACCUGAAGGGUACUACCACCCCCUUGGUGGUGGCAGAGAAGUUUGGUUUGGUUUCCACCAAUCUGUAAGACCCAGCCAAUGGAAAAUGAUGCUUAAUAUUGAUGUUUCUGCAACUGCCUUUUAUAAAGCGCAGCCAGUCAUAGAGUUUAUGUGUGAAGUCCUUGACAUACGAGACAUUAAUGAUCAAAGAAAGCCACUGACGGACUCACAGAGAGUUAAAUUUACAAAAGAAAUCAAAGGUCUCAAAAUUGAAAUCACUCACUGUGGCACCAUGAAGAGGAAAUACAGAGUAUGUAAUGUGACCCGACGCCCCUCACAGAUGCAAUCGUUUCCUCUUCAGUUAGAAAAUGGACAAACAGUAGAAUGUACUGUAGCAAAAUAUUUCUUGGAUAAGUAUAAGAUGAAGUUGAGGUAUCCUCAUCUGCCGUGUCUACAAGUAGGUCAAGAGCAUAAACAUACAUACCUACCACUGGAGGUCUGCAAUAUAGUGCCUGGACAGAGAUGUAUUAAAAAGCUAACUGACAUGCAAACAUCUACUAUGAUCAAAGCUACAGCGCGCUCCGCUCCCGACAGGGAAAGAGAAAUCAAUAAUCUGGUGCGACGGGCGAAUUUCAACACUGACUUGUAUGUGAAGGAAUUUGGUUUGACGAUCUCAAACAAUAUGAUGGAGGUUCGCGGCCGAGUAUUGCCACCACCCAAGCUACAGUAUGGCGGCCGCGUUUCCUCGCUAGGCGGGCAGCAAGCUUUACCAAAUCAAGGAGUAUGGGACAUGAGAGGCAAACAGUUCUUUAUGGGUGUUGAGAUACGGGUGUGGGCAAUUGCUUGCUUUGCACCACAGAGAACUGUUAGAGAAGACGCUUUGAAGAACUUCACACAGCAGCUACAGAAGAUAUCGAAUGACGCCGGAAUGCCGAUCAUUGGGCAGCCAUGCUUCUGCAAGUACGCGACGGGGCCUGACCAAGUGGAGCCCAUGUUCAAGUACCUCAAGAGCACAUUCGUACAGUUGCAGCUUGUCGUUGUUGUAUUGCCAGGGAAGACACCUGUCUAUGCUGAAGUGAAACGUGUGGGAGAUACCGUACUAGGAAUGGCGACACAGUGUGUUCAAGCAAAGAACGUGAACAAAACUUCGCCACAGACCCUGAGCAAUUUGUGCUUGAAGAUAAACGUCAAACUUGGCGGCAUUAACUCUAUCCUGGUGCCAUCACUUCGUCCUAAGGUGUUCAACGAGCCGGUGAUAUUCCUGGGCGUGGACGUGACGCACCCGCCGGCGGGCGACAACAAGAAGCCGUCCAUCGCCGCCGUGGUCGGCUCCAUGGACGCGCACCCCUCGCGGUACGCCGCCACCGUGCGCGUGCAACAACACAGCGAGGGCAAGUGUGCAAGUUGCACCGACUCACCGUUAGGGUUCUAUAAACAAGAGAUAGUGCACGAGAUGAGCAGCAUGGUGCAGGAGCUACUCAUCAUGUUCUACAAGAGCACCGGCGGGUUCAAGCCGCAUCGUAUCAUUAUGUACCGGGACGGCAUCUCCGAGGGACAGUUCCUACAUGUCUUGCAACACGAACUCACUGCUGUCCGAGAAGCUUGUAUCAAGUUGGAGGCGGAGUAUAAGCCGGGAAUCACGUUUAUUGUGGUGCAAAAGCGGCAUCACACGCGACUAUUCUGUGCUGACAAAAAGGAGCAGUCGGGAAAGUCUGGAAAUAUCCCCGCAGGCACUACUGUCGACCUCGGCAUCACGCAUCCGACCGAGUUCGAUUUCUAUCUAUGCAGUCAUCAAGGAAUUCAAGGCACGUCGCGUCCGUCGCACUACCACGUGCUGUGGGACGACAACCACUUCGGGUCGGACGAGCUGCAGUGCCUGACGUACCAGCUGUGCCACACGUACGUGCGCUGCACGCGCUCCGUGUCCAUCCCGGCGCCCGCGUACUACGCGCACCUGGUGGCGUUCCGCGCGCGCUACCACCUGGUGGAGAAGGAGCACGACUCGGGCGAGGGCAGCCACCAGUCGGCCUGCAGCGAGGACCGCACGCCCAUCGCCAUGGCGCGCGCCAUCACCGUGCACGCCGUCACCAAGAAGGUCAUGUACUUCGCCUAACCGCACGCCGCGCCUUCGAGGUAAUGUUAGUCGAGCGUGCGAAAUUUCUGGGGCUUCUCUAUACUUUAAAAUAUUAUCUCCGCACGAAGAUCUCGUAUGUUAACGCGUCCGAUUGUCGUUGUCAUUCCCUUCUCCGGUUCGUGCAGCAAUUUCCCGAAGCUGGGAGUGACCCUGUGAGGUCUUCAUGUUUUGAGAUAGGACUCCGCCUAUUUUCUGGUUUGUUCUUGUAUAUACCUAACGCCAACCGUUUCUAUCAGGUUCUGACGGCCCCACUCGCGUUUCAUAUAGUCUAAUUUUAUAAAUGUUGUUUAGCUUUUAUGAAGAUAGCUGUCCCAACAUAAAAGACGUUUCAAUCCUGAGAAGUUUUGAUAGUGAUGGAACAAUCGAAAUAAAUCGUUGACAAUUAUUUGAUGUAUAAGUAUAAUAAUAAUCGGAGGAGAGCAAUAAAUAUUACCUCAUGCGUGUAAAGCGUAGUGUUUCCUAUUUGGCCAUCCGUUGACUGGGCUAUUUACUAUCUUCUAAGAAGCAUUUGUAGAAUUCAACUUAAGCUUUUUAAAUAAAACAAAGAAGUGCGAUUAAUUUAAUAAGUGGAUAUUUUAUCGUCAUUUGAAACUAGAAAAAGAAAAUGUUAGUGACAGACAGACAUUCAAAUAAAUAUAUUUUAUGAAAUUUAUAAAUAAGUCUACAGUAAAAUACAUACAAAAAAAAGAUUUUCUCGUAAACAUAACUGGUUAAUUUCAAACAUAGUUUAAUAAGAAAGUGAACAUAAUACAAAGCUACACUGAAGUCUAACAAAACGAGCACUUGAUAGAGGAUUAUUUGAUUUGCGAAGUUUUUGAUAAUGAAUUUAAAUAAGUAGAUUCAUAUUUUGUAAUGAUCUAAAUUAUUGUGGUAUCACACAAGUAAGUAUCCACUGUUUUUCAUUAAUCUGUAGUCUUUACAAGAUGAUGCUACAUAAAUCAGUGAGUAGUAUUAAGCAGUAACGCCAAAUAGUCCUCAUUAGGUGUACUAAGGAUAUAAUAAUAUGUAUUUAUUUUUCAAUGAUUUAAAUUAUCAUUAAUUUCAUGAUGUUAUGAGUUCAGUAUAUAAGUACCUAUUUUAUUUUCAAUGCUUCGUUUAAUUUUUGCACAUUGAUUCAAUGAACUUCACACAACCACAUACAUUAUGUAUAUAAAACAAAUUAUUAUAAACAUACAACCAAUCUUACUAUCAGUGUAAAUAAUGAUAUUUUUAUUUUACAUUUUUAAGUUUAUUUUUAAAGUAAGAGUUCUUUUAUAAUGUAUUUUUAGCUUUAAGUUUAAUCAACUAAAAGUUGGGAAGAACGUAUGUCCUGACUUUAGGAGUUGGUGACAAAUGUUUUCUUUUUUGUAAUUAGUGUGAAAGUUAAUAAACAUUUUUUUAUCAUAAAUUAUGCUUUUUGGUGUUUUAAUUGGUCGUAUGUCAGUGUUAUUUUGUCUCAAUAUACGCAUAAUUAUAUGCAAUUUGUAUAGUUCGUAAUUUUCAUGGAUAAUCGGAUUCUUAUUUACUUAACAUGUUUGUACGAAAUGGUAAUAUAGACACACCAUAUCUCGUGAUAAUAUACAGCGAAAUGAAUGAUUUGAUCUGAAAUUAUGUUCAUUAAAUUAAAUUCUAACAUAAUAAUUGCUUCAAAUUAAUAUAAUAUAUAGGCAUACUCAAAUAGCUUUUUCGUGGAAAAAAGUGGUGUCAAAGUAAAUAAUCGCCCGGUUAUCUUAUAAGUGGACAAGCUGCUAAAAAUAUCGGAUAUAAAUGUAUUUUAUAUUAAAUGACGUUGUGAUGCUAGGUGUGAUACAUUAAUACGAAUAUGUUCAAGAUCGUUGUUAUAGAACAAAAUAAAAUCGAAAAUGCAAGUGAUGUCAGUAGGGAACUUGCGAAAUAGAUUCUUUAUUAUACAUCUUUGGUCCUUAUUAUGAAGGUGUUUCUUUUAAAUUCUAACUGUCGGCAUCAUAUCAUAUUAUACGAAAAGCUCUUACUAGUGAGAAACAGCCCUCUUGUAGUUGAUAAACAUUGUUCUUCGCAGUUAUAAUGAUUAUGAUAUAAUUUUCGGAGUUAACAACCAGUCGCUUGCAGUUUUAUUAGAAUUAAAUUUUAUUGUUUAUUGAAGAACUAUCUUUUUUUUUACUAACACUACCCCUUUUUACGUGGCGUUAAGAAUGCUCUCAUUUCAUGUUUCAAGACUAAUAUAAAGUGAAAAUAAAAUGGCGAACAUUCGAUACCAGCUACACAAUCAAACAGAUAAAAAUGGGGUAAUGUUGACAGUUAACGCGUUUAGUUUUUAAUUUUGUUUUAUAGUAAGCUUGCAUAGACUCCUUCAAACAAGUACGACUGUAGCGACCGUGUUAUAUUAUUAAUUAUUGAGCAUUUAAAGCAAAUGUCACUUUGGUUAUAGUUUAGUAGAUAUUAUGUAACUAGCACACCCAGUUGACGCCUUUAUUUGAAAUAGAUAGCUUUCUCAUUUGCGCUGUUUCGUUAGGACGCUGUAUACUUGACGUGAAGUUCUUGUGGAAAACUUUCUACUAAAAUAGGUUUGCAGCUCGAAUAUUUAUUCAAAACACUCAUACAAAUUACGUCUUUGAUUUAAAAAAAUAUUGACGCCUUCCUGCGCAAAUGAAUAGCGCAGCUUUUGGGGUAACAUUUCAUCUUAAAAUAUAUACAACGUGCUUUAAACUGUAGUUAAGUUGUCGUAUAUAAGUGGGUUUUGGUAGCAAAAUGUCUAUACGCGCGAUUUGCCAACUAGUGAAGACCACGGGCAUUGUGCGAGCUUCUUUGUAAUUCAUGUUUUGUAUGAAGAAGCUCCAUCUGCGCAAUCUUCAUGCAUUAUUUUUGAUGAUUAUAAAUUUGGGCGGCUACGGUAUUGCGACAUAAUUAUUAAUUAUUGUACCCUUUUCGUUCAGUGGCACUUUUUCAUCUUUGACCUAAAGUUAGUUCGUCUAUCUCUUUUUGUUGUGAAUCUUUUGAAAAUGCAUUCAAACAUAUAAUGCCAUGUAUCAGAUUUUUGAAAAUUAGAGUUGAAGUAAUUUUUUAUUGUAUUUUGUUAUUGUAUAGGUACGGAGUUGGUUGGUUGAUUGGUAGAAUUUCGGAUAACUCGAAUAUUUUUCAUACAACUAUCGGCUAAAAUCCAGAUUUACUUAUAUCAGUUUUGGUCGUCCAACCCGAAGCUAAGUGCACAAAUCAAUUAAAUGGAAUUAUAUGUAUUUAUUUGUUUUCAUUUUGUUUCUUUCGUAGUACUUACAUUUGUUCAGUACUGUAACAAUGUGUUCACUAUCGCUUUUCUACUCAUUACUUAUACUAGUCGAUUAAUAUUUUAUUUAAGCGGACAUAAAAGUCGUGGGAAUGCCAAAGGCCUUUUUGAGACUUUGUAGAAGGAUUGUAACACAUAACUUCCAAAGUUAGAUUCAUUCUCUCCAAAGACUAGCCCAGCAAAUCUGAAUGACGGUAUGGGCUCAGAGCUUAGAAUAAACAAUAGUAUUAUGUUUACUCCGUGUAUUGUUCUUGUUCAAAUAUCAUUAUCAUUUCCAAGCAAUAUUUAAUUAUCCUUUUUAAUUAAUUAAUAAUUACUCCCAACACUUUUUUAGUACUGAUUUGUAUUAAAACUCCAUUUCUUGUCUCCAUUACUAUGUCUACGCAUAAAGAAAUAGGAAAGAGAAAAAUAUGUUACAAAUGUAAACCGUUGGUAUAAAAAGGUGCAUUACUUUUAAUUAAUGUAUGUAUGUUAUAUAUCACUAUCAUUUAGUUAAGACGGUUUUGUAAUGUGUUUCAGAAAAUGGGGCUAUGUUUUGACAACCAAAAAUAUUACAAUAGUUUUGUUGAUACGAAUUUAUGUGUAUCUAUGAGAUCUCUAUAGCAUAUUUGGUUUGAUUUAACAAUACUAUUCCUCAGAUGGGGACAGGAACAGAAACGUACCUAUACCAAAGCAGAUCGUUUCAUAUAUUAUGUAGCAAUAGGUCCACAAACAAUCUUGUAGUAUAUUGAAUUGACCCUCGGACGAGUUAGCUACUACCAUACAUCCGCCCGGCUAGCUUCCAAUCUUUUAUAUCUCUCAUACUUUGUUGUUGAUAUAACUAUAUAUACAACCAAUAUAAGUAUAUAUGAAAUGAAUUGUUUUGUUAUAUAGCGCCGUUUGUAGUCACAAGAAACUAAUACGCUUAACGAGUGGAAAGUAAAUUUAGUAGGACGACAACUAUUUUGUAAUACACGUUAUAUACAAACAAACAAAUAUGAAAUGCGGUUUUUAAGGCAAUAUUUAUUAUCAAAUUUUGAACCAAAUAACGUUGGUAAGAUUAUAGAGACCAAUGUCAGAAAAGACAAAAUAUAUAACAUUACCUAAUAACACCAAUCAUAAACAAUUGAAUGUUAAUCUAAGUAAAUAUGUAUGUAUGUGUAGAGUUGUUUUCAAUAGGGAUAAUUACGGUAUGAAAAAACAACAAAAAUACGUCCAAAAUCAUCGCGGUUUACAAUAAAUAAAGUACUGGCUCAACAGUCGGUACUUUACAGCUUAGUAUAAAAUGUACGGAAGCCUGAUGUCAUGUAAUUCGACUGUAUGAAUCGCCAAUAGUUUAUUGACAACGUGAAAACAGAAUUAAUACGUGUUCUGGACAAAUAUAGUCAUUAGUCAUCAUCCCUAUUAUUAAUGUGGAAUCAGUAUCGUAUUAUGAUGUCAAGUGAAUGUAAUUUGUUCUCUCGAAAUGUACACGUGUCUCUAAAUUAUAAAAUCAAGGCCGGCUUUAUUAUUAAAUUAGUUAUUUAAAUGCUUUAUGUAAUUUGUUUAAUAAAUGUUAUUCGAUAUACACUUAUAUUAUAAAAUUAUUAGGUAUUUGAUUAUUAGUGGUUAGUUUACACAAAUAGGAAUAUACAGGAGGUCGGAUAUACAUGUUGAGUGAUAAAAUAUUUGAUCAAAUAAAAGUCUUUAUUUAAUUUUCUAAAUUAAAAUCCAAAGAAAUACAGCUACUUUGUCCCAUAGAGCCCAGCUGUUAAAACGAUUUAUUGGUGGCAGGAAUAUUUAUACCUUUUAUAAUAAGGCUUAAGUUUUGUUUGUUCUAUGGCCUCUAGAAGUGUAUGAUAUCUAAAAGAACUUAUAUGUUGCCUUGAAACACUGGUUUGCAUCAGUGUGUGAUCAAAUAACUAUUUAUAAUAUUAAAAGAGAAAACUAGAGUCCACAACGUAACACUAAGACAGUUCACUUAUGUCAUAAGAAGCUUUAUUUUAUAGUUUUCAUAUUUGUUCUAUUAGAAAGAUGAAAGAAAGAAAAAAAUCUUGUUACAUAAUGCCUGAAUAUGUGGCAUGUGUGUCUAGAAUUUUACAAUGCACAUUACUAAUUAACUAAAAUAGGACGCGAUUGAUUUAAAUAUAAGAUUUAUUUUGUAAUAAGCUAUACUAAACUUAUAAACAAGGGAUAAUGAUUCUGUAAUUUGUAAGAUAUGUUAAUGGUCCUAGGAUUAGUUAUGUAAUAUUAGAUUCGGAUUGUUUUACUCAGCGAUCUUUAUUUGAAAUAUUUAUUUUAACGACAGAUUCUUAAAUGUUAAUAGCAUUUUGGCACAUAAAAAUUUGUUCUUGUUGACUCAGGAUAACAUUAUUUUGACACAUAAAAAGCGGUACGAAUUUAAUACUUACAUAACUUGAAUAGAACCAAAUGUGUAUGUUGCCAUAAUAUGCAACCAAUCAUAAAGCAAUAACAAGUAACUAAGUACUCAAACAUUGUAAGUGAUGCCAGGUAUUAACUGUACUCCAAAUUAUAUAUUAUUGUUGAUCGUUUCACAGGUAUAGUAGUUUAGUUUUAGCAUGUAAGCCAUAUUGCUUUAAAAAAAGAAAAAAAUAAUUAUUAAUUGCUUAGUGUAAUCGAUUAAGAUAGUUAAUAAUUCACAGGAUCAACAUACAAUUAGUUUUUAUAAUACAUAGAAGCAGCGGUACAGUUAAGUGUAACCAGGUAUCGGUAUCCUCUAUAUCAACAAUUGAAUUUACUUCGUAAGUCCGUGUGCCUGGCGUCUGAAUUCAUUUUCGUAUUCAGAUUCAAUGCGUCGUCAGAUACAAUUUGGAGCACAAAUUAAAAACAGUAAAAUUUUAUAAGAAUAUGUUUAUUACCUACUUAUAAGCAUUAGAUUAAAGCGCGGUAGAAUCUAUCAACGCUGGUAGUACGCUACCACGCAGAUCGCAAAAUUCGCCCAACAUAUAAGUAAAUUAAUUAGAGUAGAUAAUUAUAAUAUCGCUAAUAACUUAGCUGUACGUGAGCAAUGUAACCAGUCUAAACAGUUUCCUUGUAUUAAGUCCGAUGUCACCCCCGCACUUUCAAUCGUUUCAAUAUUUAAAUAUAUUUUCACUUAAAUAAUAUUUACUAUAUUUUGUAUAAUAUUAAAUUUCAAUUAUAUGUUUGUUUUUUAUUAUUAUUAUAGUCGAAGUAUGAACAAAGUGAUUUAAUGCAAUAACGACUUUGUUUGUCCUUCAUUAUUUUAAGAUAUUUAGUUGCUUCUCUAUAUACUUCAGUAUAGCUACACAUGUAAAUGUGAGCUUGGCAAUGUUUAAAUAACAAUUUUGUACAAGCUUGAUGUUUUGUCGAUGUCUAAUAAUGAAAGGCUUACCAUCUCGAUGUAGUGGGCACCUGAAUACUAUCUUGGAUGCUUGCCAGGUUUACAUUUACGUGGGUAGCUAGAUUACCCAUUGCUUGUGUUUGUUUGGAAAACAUUAGUUGUUAAUUAUUUUAUAAACAGACAAUGCUUCGUACUCACAUAAUAUGACUCCAAUGACACAUUUUUAUCAUGAUGUCUUUAAGUAGGGUUUCCAUUUUUUCAUAGAUGAUAAAUAGAUUCAAAUUUCUUCGUGCAGGGUAAACACGAGUUAUGGUACGUCGGAAUGUAUGUAAUAUUUGUGAAGUAGCGCUCAAUUUGCGUUAUAUUUACUAUUGUGUAAUUAAAUGUUCUCUACCCUAAA